AGGCCCUCCUUUGCAGCCUUUGUUUUCUUUUUAUUCCUGCCUCAAGCCGCCGCUGUUUUAUUUACUUCCCGCUGCAACGCUCCAUCACCGGAAUCCUUCUUCCGCCCUAUAUAUGGUCGCCGCCUGCCGUCUUUUCACUCUUCCUUAAUUUUGACAUAUACGCAAUAGUUGCCGGAAUUCAUACCCCGUCGUUACUCUCUCUCUAUCUGCUCGACCUUGUUCGGCCACUACUCCAUAAUCCCCACCGCCUCACUGCUGGACUGCUUGUACUAUUUUUGUUUGAUUUCAGCACAACCGAUCGGAUUGUGAAUGGCUCUAACACUAUUGAGUGGUAGCUCUAGGGCGUCAUCAUUCUAUGCGCCACAAAAUAAUGGCAUUUUACCACGGGAAUUGACCAAGGGAAAACCGUUUAUGCUCCGCCUCCCGCAUUCAAGCCUUGUUUCAAGAAGAAAUGGCAGCAGCAAAGUGGGAUAUGCGGAUUCAGGGAGUAGGAAAUUUCCCCUGUCCAUAUGCAAUCAAAUAAGGUUCAUGUCUUCCCAAUCAAUCCACUCUCUGAGGGCAAAGUGUCCGGUAGCUUCAAAUUUUGAUGUUUCUGCUGUGGCAGAUGAUACCCUCUCUGAGGAUUCAGGCAGAGAGCUCCAAGAGUUAAGUGACACUGUUUCUUCUGAAACCGAUGGGAUUGGGAAUCUCUUGGCAGACUCUACUGCUGCUUCAAAUCACUCCCGGGAUAUAAAAGGCGAACUUCUCUCGCUCUCGUUACCGGCACUUGCUGGUCAAGCCAUUGAUCCUCUGGCACAAUUGAUGGAGACUGCUUAUGUUGGCCGCUUGGGUUCUGUGGAGUUGGCCUCUGCUGGUGUUUCUAUAUCACUUUUUAAUGUCAUUUCAAAACUAUUUAACAUUCCUUUGCUCAGCGUUGCGACCUCAUUUGUUUCCGAAGAUAUUGCAAGGACUGAGGCUGGAUUUUCCCUGUCAGAAGGGGAUCAAGGCAGCAGCAGUACACCUUUCAGGGGCAAAGCAGAGCGGCGCCAGCUUUCUUCUGUUUCCACAGCAUUACUUUUGGCAGUCUGCAUUGGCAUUGUUGAAGCUCUGGCCUUGUAUUUGGGAUCUGGUCCACUUCUGAGUUUGAUGGGCAUAUCACAUACAUCCCCCAUGCGAGCACCAGCACAACGAUAUUUAGCUCUGAGAGCUCUUGGUGCUCCUGCAUUCGUAGUUUCUUUGGCUCUUCAAGGCAUUUUUCGUGGUUUUAAAGAUACAAAGACUCCUGUCUUCUCUUUAGCUAUUGGAAAUUUUAUAGGUGUAGUUUUGUUUCCAAUACUUAUGUUCUACUUCCGUCUGGGUGCAUCUGGAGCAGCCAUAUCCAUUGUGUUAUCCCAAUACUUGGUGAGCUUUUCGAUGCUAUGGUGCUUAAACAAGAGAGCUGUGUUGCUGCCUCCAAAACUGGGAGGAUUACAAUUUGUUGGCUAUCUAAAAUCUGGUGGUUAUCUUCUUGGGAGGACACUUUCGGUCCUUUUCACCAUGACCCUUGGAACAUCAAUGGCUGCUCGCCAAGGUCCUGUAGCAAUGGCUGCUCAUCAAGUCUGUUUGCAAGUUUGGUUGGCCGUCUCCCUGCUCACGGAUGCGCUUGCUGCAUCUGCACAGGCACUUAUUGCCGGCUACUCAUCAAAAGGUGAUUAUAGGGUUGUUAGGGAGAUCUCCAACUUUGUUAUGAAGAUUGGAGUGGUUACUGGUGUCAUUUUAGCGGUUGCACUCGGUGUUUCUUUUCCUUCUAUGGCAACUCUCUUUACUCAAGACAUGGAAGUACUAGGGAUUGUCAAGACUGGUGUAUUGUUUGUGAGUGCCAGUCAACCAAUCAAUGCACUGGCUUUUAUUUUUGAUGGUCUCCAUUAUGGGGUUUCAGAUUUUGCGUAUGCAGCUCAUUCUAUGAUGGUGGUGGGUGCAAUAUCAUCUGCAUUUUUGUUCUACGCUCCAAGAGCGUUUGGCCUGCCAGGUGUUUGGUUGGGCCUGACCCUAUUCAUGGGAUUGCGAAUGAUGGCUGGUUUUAUAAGGAUUAUGUCUAAGGAUGGCCCUUGGUGGUUCUUGCACUGUGACAUGAGUAGUUUGAAGGAGGGCUCCCAGGGUCAAAAGCACGCACGAUGAUUCCGCCCAACUAAUUUUGUCGAUGUAGUGGGAGUUAUAUUUGGGUAUGUACUUUCAUCUGCACAUGCAUUUUGAUAUGUUGAGCAAUAUUGUUUUAAAAGGUUGAAAUGUUGAUUUUCUUGAGUACUGUUUUUCUACAAACCAUCAUCAAGAGCAACUCCGAACGGAAGAGGUAUAUUGAGAAGGUAUAUAUUGUUUAUUUACCUUCCCAAAAAGGUAAAUAUACCUUCAUAAAAGGUUGAAAAUUUC
This is a messenger RNA of Cuscuta campestris, 2385 nucleotides long. NCBI's taxonomy places the organism in Eukaryota, Viridiplantae, Streptophyta, Magnoliopsida, Solanales, Convolvulaceae. The record is from the annotation of a GenBank genome assembly.